AAAUACACAUAACAGUUAGGAAAGCUGCAAGUUUUCCCAGUUGGCUAAAAACGUCCAGCCGUGACAGUUCCAGCGCGCUGAGCCAGAGAAUUUCCUUCGAAAGGCUGUCGUGGCAACAUACACACACACACAUACACAUCCAGAUCCAGAUCCAGCCGAUACCCCCGUGGAGUGGAGUGAAAAUUCAUUGACGAUUGGGGGCGAAAAAGCUCUCUGGCCAUAAGCGAGUGAGAAAGGGCAACGGAGCGAGAGCGAAAGCGAAAGCGCAACCCUCGACAACAAAAACAACGAAGCGAGUUCAGCUGCACCACCCACACCAUACCACCACUAUCAUAACCACCGCCACAACCACAUUCCGACCUCCGCAGGCGACGACGUUGGAAUAGAGCAAGUGCAUAGAGCAAUCAUCAUUAGAAUCAUCGUCGCACCGCCAGCCGAAAUUGUAGAGACAACCACCACGGGCUGCCAGAGCACCACCUGAAGAAACCACUCAGAGAAACCGAACCGAAAACACAGCCCAACACAGAAAUGGCGGACGCUGCACCAGCUGGCGAUGCACCACCAAAUGCCGGAGCUCCGGCCGGAGAGGGCGGCGAUGGCGAGAUUGUGGGCGGGCCACACAAUCCGCAGCAGAUUGCGGCACAGAAGCGUCUCCAGCAGACACAGGCGCAGGUCGAUGAGGUGGUCGACAUCAUGCGCACAAAUGUGGAGAAGGUGCUGGAGCGCGACAGUAAGCUGUCGGAGCUGGACGAUCGUGCCGAUGCCUUGCAGCAGGGUGCCUCGCAGUUCGAGCAGCAGGCGGGCAAGCUCAAGAGGAAAUUCUGGCUCCAGAACUUGAAGAUGAUGAUCAUCAUGGGCGUGAUUGGACUGGUUGUCGUGGGUAUCAUUGCAAAUAAACUCGGCCUCAUAGGCGGGGAGCAGCCGCCGCAGUACCAGUACCCCCCGCAGUACAUGCAGCCACCACCGCCGCCGCCGCAGCAGCAGCCCGCCGGAGGACAGUCGUCGCUGGUGGAUGACGGAGGAGCAGCAGGCGGAUCAGCCGGAUCAACCGGUGGCGAGCACGGUGGCGUAUAAGUAACGUAAGGCCAUCCAGCCAGGAGGUCCAGCCAGGAGUUUCUUGAUGACGUUGAAGAUGAUGAUGACGAUUGCCGAUGUGGCGGAAACCGAAAACCAAACCAAAAAGGAAAACUCAGUUAUACUAGAAAAUCUCGAGAAUUGCAAAUAACUCAAUAAUAAUUUCCACUUAAACGAUGUUGAUGGGCACGAGUUGAGAAACGGGAGAGAGGUUUUAAGUAACUUAUGUCAUAAUAUUAAUACUAAAUCUAAAGAAGACGCUCCGGACAAAUUAAAGUUGUUGCUAAUUUGUUUAUGGUUACAUUAUUUCAUGCAUAAAAAAAAGGUAUAUAUAAAUAUAAAUAAAUUAUAAAUAUAUGGAACUUGAAAAUAUUUACGAGUAACUCGAAAAAAGAAAACCAAAAAAAACCCUAGAAAACUAUGCCACUUACUAAUACUAUAUUGUACUUGGAUCUCUAGGCUCCGCUGGCAACAAGGAGCGCCAGUGGAGCAGGAGGACAGGCGGUCGCUUCCCGAUGUUCGCAGCUCUUUGAACUCAGUUUCCUUAGCAAAUCUAAAAAAAAUAUAUAUAAAUAAAUGAUGUACUAACUAGAUGAAAUGAAGAGACACUACUAUUUCGGAACAAAAUCCCAUAUAGAGAAGACACAGCUUUGUUCCUAAGUAAAGUUACGCAAAAAAUUUGAAACAAAUAUUCGAAGUGUGUAAUCCAGAAAUAUAGAAACCAAAAUCGAAAUGCCAUAUAGCCUGAAGCCUGCAAUCGGUUUGGACAAAAAACUCGACACAAAAAACCAAUUAAAAAUAUGCAAAAAUAAUUGACAAUUAAAUGUAUUCAUGGAACUUUACUAAGUAACAAAACAUAUUAGAAAAGCAAGUGUAGUCAUGGAGGGAUCUGAUAUUUGAAAACAAAUCUAGUGAAAAUAUACAAAUGAGGUUUAUUUGCAGCUUUAUGUUUAUUGUGCAAUCAUUAACGUUGUGUUUAAGAAACAUAUUGUUCGAAAGGGUUCGAUUGAAAGAUGAAACCAAACAGUUCAACGAUUAAAAAUUAAGCGCUAGACACACAAUAUACGUUGGUUAUGAACAGAUUUGUUUAUUUAACUCGAAGCAGGCCGAGACGACAGAGGCAAUUAACAUAUGUAUGUAUAUUUCAAUGUUACGAGUAAUAGUCGGAGGAGGAAUACCCUAGGCAUAUACGAUAUAUCUGUGUGUAUAUGCAUGUAACGAUAUGAUAUUUAGAUCUCACACACUCCACCACCUACAAUCUCAGAACCCCAUAACGAUCAUCAGAAAUCAGAAGACUCAGAACCGAUUGCUUUGAGAAAAUCUUUGAAACUUUGAGACCCGUCAUCCCAUUCGUCGUAGCACAUAUUGUACUUACCUUGUUCGAAAAAUGAAAAGAAAAAUAAAUAAACCUAUAUUAACGAUUAAUGUAUUUACUAAUUGAUUCUACAAGCGCCUGCCCAAAGUGCUUUGCCUACUAAACCAAAAUGAUGAAGGCAUCGACAAAAUCGAUAACAAAUGAACCCCUGAAUAAUAUGGGAAUAUAACGAAAAUCCAAAUCCAAAUGCAGGUAUUUUAGCAAUAUUCGUAGCAUGUACAAUAUGUCGCCCUUAAAGCUUAUUAGAAUCUCGUUCAAUGUCCAUUACAAGACUCACCCAGACACUUCACAUGCAUAUAACCAUUACCAGAUAUAAAUCAAUAUAUGUAUGUAAUAACCAAUGACAAAUGUUUAGAAAAGCGUUUCGAUUUUUGUUUGGAUUUUAACCGAAAGCAAAAAAAAAAAAAACAAAUAAAAACAAUGUAUACACGACACCAAAGACAGAGUCUGGGCUAGGGUUUCCUGAACAUUGCCUUGCAAUAUUCGGAUUCUCUGGGAAAGGCCUUACAAAAUGGAAAUCCCGUAGGCGAGCCGAACAGACAAAACAAACUCUAAAAGAACAGACGGAAGAGAGAG
Drosophila bipectinata is the source of this 3025-nucleotide messenger RNA. NCBI's taxonomy places the organism in Eukaryota, Metazoa, Arthropoda, Insecta, Diptera, Drosophilidae. The record is from RefSeq and is a predicted model, not a curated record.